UUCGUCACUGUUCCCAGAAUCCCCUGUCUUCACUCGCUUUAUUCUGCUUGCAGCAGGCAGUGUUCGUAAUAAACAUGGCGACGGCCGCAGCUGCUGGCGUGGGAGAACUGCAGAAAGAGCUGAUUUGUCCAAUUUGCUUGGAUUUUUUCGACGAUCCAGUUAUUUUGAAAUGUGGCCACAACUUCUGUCGAGGUUGCAUUUUAAUGCACUGGGAGGAAAAUGGAGACGAUGAUAUAGGAUAUCACUGUCCAGAAUGCAGACAGGUAUUUGGCAAAAUAAGCUUCACUACGAAUUACCUGGUAAAGAACUUGGUGGACAAAUUGGACGGACUGGAAUUUUUGAAGUCAGGUAAACCCGCCGCCCCAGUGAAGCCCACCAAACUGGACGGCAAGUGUGACAAACACGGCGAAGAACUAAAACUGUACUGCCACACGGACAGCAAACCCAUCUGCGUCGUGUGUCGGGAGUCGAGAGCGCACAGGCACCAUGACGUAGCUCCUUUGCCAGAGGUCAUCGAUGACAUGAAGCGCACUCGUCGUCUCUCUCAGGGGGAGCUCAGGUUGAAGCUCAUUAAGCUCACCUGGCAGAAGUCGCUGUGUGAGAGGGUGAAGUCGACGGACGAGGCGGCCAAGGCCGACACCAAGCGUAAGAAACAAGAUCUGAAAAGGAAGAUCGAGAACGACAUCGGCGCUCUGGUCCAGUUCCUCCUGGACGAGAAAGAGGACAUCCUGGCCAGCCUGGAGGCGGAGGAGGUGGCGACCGUCGCCAUGAUCGACGAGAACCUGAAGGACGUGUCCAAGGAAAUGGCCGCCGUGGACAAGGCCAUCACCGACAUCCAGAACCACCUGAGCGGGAAGUCCACCUUCGAGGCCAUUAGUCAGACCAUUGCAAGCCCGUUCCAGGUCUCCUCCCCCUUGCAGGCCACCAACUGUCCCCCAAACUGGGAGGAGUUCAACGGCCCCCUGCAGCUGAUCAUGUGGAAGAAGAUGAUGCACGUGCUGCACACGGUCCCCGCCAACCUGGCCCUGGACAUGGACACGGCGCACCCCGGCCUCCAGGUGGGCGACUUCGACACCAAGGUGGAGGAGGGCCAGGCGCGGUCGCUGGAGCCCGACCUGCCGCAGCGCUUCACCCGCUUCCUGGGCGUGCUGGCCACCGCCCAGUUCUCCAGCGGCCAGCACUACUGGGAGGUGGACGUGCGGGACAAGGGCGUGUGGUACCUGGGCGUGACCACCGAGUACAGCAACCGCAAGGGCUACGUCAACCUGUCGCCCUCGGCCGGCUACUGGAGCCUGUGCCUGCAGGACCGGCUGUACGCCAACGAGGAGGACGCCCGCCUGUCGCUGGCCGACUACUGGAACUCGCCGCGCGUGGGCGUGUACCUGGACUACGAGCGCGGCCGCGUCUCCUUCUACGACGCCGUGGCCAUGAAGCACGUCUACACCUUCGAGGCCUACUUCGACGAGCCCGUCUUCCCCUUCUUCAGUCCCGGGAAGAACGACCCGGGGAGCCGACUGCAGCUCUGCCACUACUACUGACCCCCCCGUCCCCGUCCCCAGCGCCCAGAGAAGGCCUUCACGGCGUUCCGUCGACCAUCCGGUUUCAAGCAGGGUUCUACGCUGUGCUCCAAGGUUGCGGUCGCAUUUGUAAUUCACUGGAUUUUCUACUAAUUAGUAGGACGACCUUUUUUUUUAUUUUAAACUCCCAAUGUAGCCACAUAGAAACUCAGUUUAGAUGUAAGAACCAAGUUUUGAACAGACAAUCCCACAGCUGAUUUUGGACCGACGUUGGGACUACCGAAAAAUUAUGAACUGACAAUUUAGCGAGUGCCACGUUUUUUUUGUGCCAUGUUACCUCGGGGGGUGUAGUCUGCCAUGGUUUUUAGAAAAAUUAUUUAUAAGUUUAGAUGGAUUAUGCUUUGUUUUUAAUCUGUUCUGUCUUCAGUUGGCGUGGAUUGGGGCAGACUAUUAAUGAAGCGUUCACACAAGGUUAUCACUUGAAACACAAUGGGAAGUGCAGGCACUGGUGACUUUUUGAGCGGAUUUUUUUGUUACAUUUACGCAUUGUGGCCUGUUUAGGGUAGCUGUGCUGAUUCUUCCAGGUUUAUCUUCUGGUCUGGUGGUUGGCAUGGUGAUUCUGUUCUACACAAACUAAACUUCACUGUAGAAUCUUCUCCUUGUUCAACAGUUGAACUAUUUCCCACCCACCCCCCCCCAAUACUUUGGUUAUACGUUACUUUAACAUGGAUGAAUUUUGAGGUUUCUGUAUAAGUGCUUUUUUCCUUCUUUUUUUUACCUAUUAAUUUGUUAUUUUACUUCAUGUUUUAAUAUUGGAUCAUGGACGCGUUAUUCCAGUCGAUUUUAGGGUAUAACCCAUUUGAUAAUGUAUUCAUGUUAUUUGUGUAUUAACCUUGUAUCAAAUGCAAUAGGUGAAGUUACUUUUCUGCUGUACUUUAACAUCAGUCUUUAAAAUAAAAUACGACUGUAUUUUAA
Molecule: messenger RNA, 2492 nt
Organism: Anguilla rostrata (American eel)
Lineage: Eukaryota; Metazoa; Chordata; Actinopteri; Anguilliformes; Anguillidae
Gene: trim47
Product: tripartite motif containing 47
Exons: 8
Coding region: 75-1538 (487 amino acids)
Biological process (GO): protein ubiquitination
Cellular component (GO): cytoplasm
Molecular function (GO): ubiquitin protein ligase activity; zinc ion binding; protein binding
Source: RefSeq, a predicted model, not a curated record